Molecule: messenger RNA, 885 nt
Organism: Ilyonectria robusta
Lineage: Eukaryota; Fungi; Ascomycota; Sordariomycetes; Hypocreales; Nectriaceae
Exons: 1
Coding region: 1-885 (294 amino acids)
Source: RefSeq, a predicted model, not a curated record
AUGACAAUAUCAGAAGUCCUUGAUACAGGCAACAAGUCAGUGGCAUUGUAUGUUCCAAUAGGCCCUCAUUUUUCAGCACUCAGUCAAGUACUUCACAAUUACAUCUAUCGCCGGUGGUUCCAGCCGUAUCAAAGCGAGAUCGAAUGCCACCGCUUCCUCUGCAAGGUUAUCACACCACCAGACCUACCUUAUGACUCUUCACCAUCAAAGACAACCAUCAGCAGUGUUGUCGCCUUAAACAGUGUCAUCUGCGCCGAGGUGCAGGCACGUCACCAGGCUUACGACGAGUUGGUUGCUUCAGGCCAGGAAAUAGAGGGCUGGCUACCUGAGAAACUAAACGACCACAGGCUACAUGUCCUCCAGCCGCUGUUUCAAGCCCUACUUGUCAUCGUUUGUGCCGACAGCUAUCGAAGCGAGAACUCAAAAACCGUUGGCAGGCUUCCUGUGCUUUUAGUGCGUACAGGUAUCGAGGAGCGUCUUAGUGCGCCUAUUACCUUUGAAAGCAUUGUCGACAAGGUUGAUGUCGGAGUAGACUCUGGGAGCACUGUUAGGACCACUCUCGAGACAGCGGUUGAUUUCGUCAUGAGCUUGGAGGCCCGGGAAGCUGCCGCAUUUGGUCUUCAGCCCGAUCCCAUAGCUGCGUGGGAAUCUGUGUCGAAAGACAUCACGCGCUGGUGGAAAGAAUACCUUGGAGAUGAGCCUGUGGUUGGCCCUAGCUCUACAUUUGUCGAUUCUAGCAUGUGUUCAGAAUGGGGUGGGUUCGGCGAAGAGUAUGAAAGCCGAAUGAUGGCUAUGGAUGAAAGUCGGGUGCUGCGAAGGGAAGCUAAGAGGCUAUCGGGUGAUUUAGUGUCAAUUCUACCAAACUCCUUUUCUAAUGAGACUUAA